GGGGGCGCUGUUACACUGACUGAGGGCCCUCUUUACCAGAGUCUAGCUCCAAGACACUAACGUGUGUGUGCGUGUGCCUGCUGUAUGGUGUGGUGUGUGUGUGUGUAUCCAGUGAAAAUCACCCGGAGACGGACUGGGGAGACAGUUUUUGACCGUACCAAUGUGUGUAGCUCAUGAAUAUAUCGCAUUAAACCCGGCGGAAUCAUCUCGUGGACACAACUGUGUGUCGACAAUGAGGGAAUAAUCGGAGGGAGACACAACGGCGAGGCUCGUCUGUAGCUAACGUUUCUGUUGAACUGAGAGUGGGAGCACAGCUGCUGGCUACGAAAAUGUCGGGAAAAAUAGAGAGCAAGCAAGACUCGCAGCGGUCCCAUCUGUCCUCCUUCACCAUGAAACUGAUGGACAAGUUCCAUUCUCCCAAGAUCAAGAGGACUCCAUCCAAGAAAGGCAAGCAACUGCAGCCCGAGCCAGCAGCCAAGAGUACAGAGAAACCUGUGAACAAGAAGGUGAGCCGGCUGGAGGAGCAUGAGAAGGAGGUUGUCAGUGCCCUUCGCUACUUCAAGACAAUCGUGGAUAAGAUGGUCGUGGAGAAGAAGGUGCUGGAAAUGCUUCCAGGCUCAGCCAGCAAGGUGCUGGAGGCGAUUCUGCCUCUGGUUCAGGUGGAGGCCCGGAUACAGCACAGUUCGGCGCUGUCUUCCUGCCACAACCGCGUGUAUCAGAGUCUGGCCAACCUCAUCCGUUGGGCCGACCAGGUGAUGCUGGACGGCAUCGACUUGGAGGACAAGGAAAACGUGGCGUCCGUCACCAUCGUCAUCAAAGCCGUGCUGGACGGAGUAAAGGAAUUGGUGAAGCUGACCAUCGAGAAACAGGAACAGCCGUCGCCCACCACUCCCAACAAACCAGCACCGCCUGUUACCACAGCAGAGAGCAGCGUGUCAUCAGAGAUCCCCUCCGUAGAUCAGGAGCAGGAGGCGUCAAGUAAGACUGAUCCGGCUGCCGCUCCUGCAGAGGCUGCCUCUGACACACAAGAUGAAGACGUGGCGCCUCCCAAACCUCCCUUACCUGAAGCCAAAAUGGCGGAGCUCAGCCCUCCACCAGCUCUUCCUCCUAAGAAGCGUCAGUCUGCCCCCUCGCCUACACGGGUGGCAGUGGUUGCACCAAUGAGCCGCGGCUCCAGUCUGCCCUGCAGCGUCCACAGACAGCAGCAGGACUACGAGCAGGAGUUCCUUCAGAGGCGUUUCUCCGGUGGGAGCCAGUCUUACGGAGGUGACUCUCCACGCCUGUCUCCGUGCAGCAGUAUGGGUAAACUGAGCAAGUCCGACGAACAGCUCUCCUCCAUGGAGCAGGACAGCGGGCAGUGCUCUCGUAACACCAGCUGUGAGACGCUCGACAACACAGAGACUUACGACCCGGAUUAUGAUUUCCUCCAUCAAGACUUGUCAGUAGGAGAAAAUCUCCCGCCAAUCCCAGUAGGAGGGUGCCUGAGCCCGCUGCCGGAGUCCCACAGCGAGUCCUCCUCCCCAGUCCCCGGACAGCAUCCCUCACAUCCCCGCUUCAGUGCCCCUCCACCCCAGCAGCCUCCAGAAUACUGGACCCCACAGCCCAAUCAGACCAAUCCCUUACUCGCCCGCAUCAGCGCUCCCCCCGCCCUGCCUCAGAAGAAGCGACGCAGCACCCAGACGCCGCCCUUCCCCGACGGAGGCUCCCGCGUGCUGUACGAGCGCUACCCCUCCCAUUACGACAACCUGUCGGAAGAGGAGCUGCACCCCACGCCGCCAUUCCCGCUUCUCACGCCCAUCUCGCCCAUGCCGCAGACCAACGGGGGCGUGUUCGUCGCCCAGUACAUGGCCAGCGAGAACUCAGAUGUCCCCGCAAGCCCGCCGCCGCUGCCUGAGAAGAAAAGCAGACACAUUCUCCAGUACAUGCAGUUUGUUGAAGACUACUCGGAGCCGCAGCCCUCCGUCUUCUACCAGCUGCCGCAGAGCGAGAGCAUCUACGAGCAGCGCAACAAGCGCUUCCAAGAGGUUUACCGCUUUAACGACUCCUUCAGCAGCACAGACUCGGUCCACGAGCCGCUGCUGCCACCUGCAUUACCACCCAAACAACGACAACUGAGCGAGAGCGCGAAUGACGAGGGAGGGGAGGGGGAGUACGUCAACUUGUACUCGUCCAACCAUGCCAAUGGGGAGCUGCCUCUCUCCCUCAGAGAAACGAUCACGGCCGAUGAUGUGCUUCAAGACCCCGCCCCUCAGAUGCCAAACAGCAACAGCAAAGAGGCUUUGGACAAGGAGAGGCGACAGAAAUCGACAGAGUCGGCAGGGAGCGACGAGGAAGACGUGGACGAGCUCUCCCUCAUCGACCACAAAGAGAUCAUGAGCAGAAUAACACUAAAACAAGAAAGCGAUGACGGCCCUGACGUUCGUGCCGGAUCAGGAGACAUUCUAUUAGUCCACGCUACAGAAACAGACCGCAAAGAUCUGGUUUUGUACUGUGAAGCCUUCCUGACUACAUAUAGGACUUUUAUAACCCCUGAGGACCUCAUUAAGAAGCUACACUACAGAUACACUAGGUUCUGUCACAGUCCAGACACCUUCAAGAAGAGAGUCAGCAAGAACACGUUCUUCGUGCUGGUCCGGGUCGUUGAUGAGCUGUGUUUGGUUGAGCUGACGGAGGACAUCCUGAAGCAGCUGAUGGACUUGGUGUUCACGCUGGUGUGCAACGGCGAGCUCAGCCUCGCUCGCGUGCUCCGCAAGAACAUCCUGGACAAGGUGGAGCAGAAGAAGCUGCUGCGCUACACUAACUCCCUCAAACCCCUCGCGGCCCGUGGAGUCUCUGCAAGGCCGGGGACUCUCCAUGACUUCCGCAGUCACGAGAUAGCCGAUCAGCUCACUCUCCUUGACGCUGAGCUCUUCUAUAAAAUCGAGAUUCCCGAGGUGCUGCUCUGGGCCAAGGAGCAGAAUGAGGAGAAGAGUCCGAACCUGACUCAGUUCACUGAGCACUUUAACAACAUGAGCUACUGGGUGCGCUCUUUGAUCAUCCAGCAAGAGAAAGCUCAAGACAGAGAGAAGCUGCUUCUCAAGUUCAUCAAGAUAAUGAAGCACUUAAGAAAGUUGAAUAAUUUCAACUCCUACCUGGCAAUACUGUCCGCUCUGGACUCCGCCCCCAUCAGGAGACUGGAAUGGCAGAAACAGACCUCAGAGGGAUUGGAGGAAUAUUGCACGUUGAUUGACAGCUCCUCCUCCUUCAGAGCGUACAGAGCUGCUCUGGCUGAAGUGGAGCCUCCGUGCAUCCCGUACCUCGGUCUCAUCCUCCAGGACUUAACCUUCGUCCAUCUGGGAAACCCCGACCUCAUCGACGGGAAGGUGAACUUCUCCAAACGCUGGCAGCAGUUUAACAUCCUGGACAGCAUGCGGCGCUUCCAGCAAGUGCAUUACGAGCUGAAGCGCAACGAAGACAUCGUCUGCUUCUUCAACGACUUCAGCGACCACCUGGCGGAGGAGGCGCUGUGGGAGCUGUCGCUGAAAAUCAAGCCCAGGAACAUCACCCGGCGCAAGACGGACCGCGAGGAGAAGACCUAGGAGUCCCCACGUCCCCCCCUGUGCUCUCUGAGACUGACCUCCAACUGUGCUUCAUGACACUAACUCCACUUUACUACAGACUGAGAGAGAGAUGAAUGGAAGCUACCCGCUGGAGCUAAUGGGAGACUCAAACUACAGACGAGUGAAGCGUGGUCCGAGGUUUACAUAGAGCGCUGCAGCUCUGGGAGAUUAUUAUUGGGAUUACUGCGACUCCGGGGCGAGGAGAGGAGACGGGAAGAAGCCUGGUGCCGAGGAGAAAGAAGAAGAAGAAGAAGAAGAAGAAGAAUCACAUGGAGUGGGCGGGGAGACGCUGUGGAAAUAACCAAAGUCUGCUCCCUGGGCUCUCUGUUUUAGAGUGGAGCUGUUGCGUGUGCGUGAGAUUGAGCUGAAUGGUCCAUUACCCUCCCAGUUGCUCCCUCCUCUUCCUUUAUGUACGUGCCAUUUGUUGGUCAUCCUCUGAAACCCCCUCCAGUUCCCUUCAAGGAGAAGAACCUGGACCACAGCGUGCCCUGAACUCUGACUCGUAGGCUGCAGACAGGAGACUCUGCCGAGGGAUCACUGUGGGGGGGGUUUGAACUUGAACAGAGGAUGACCGUUCGAGACUGAGUUUGUUUUGAGACAUUUUUUUGUGUAAGAAUCAUGUAUGGUUAUGAAAUGUAUUAUAUACAGUGCUCCUUUUGUUCUCGAAAAGGAUGUUUAUGCUUAUGAGAAGAGCUUAGCUUCUCCCAAAAAGUGCCAUACGUAUGUGCACUCAAAAAAAGCAAAGCAAAAAAACAGAAAAAAGACGAAUUACUAAAGAUGCUGUGAUCUAUGUAUGUCAUACUGAAUCAUCGUGUGCCGUGUUCAGGUGUAGAGAACCAUCAGGCCGUCACAAUCACGUCCCCGUCACGUCGCUGUGUGAGAGAGUGUUUGUGAAGAGCGACUGAAGGAGUCCUCCGAGACUCGUGUGUUUGCCAUUCCAAAAAACGUGCUGUAGUAAAUCAUUGAUUCCUUUUUUUUGGGAUAAAACCAACACAUCACACUGUGCUAUCAAACUCCAAUAAAACAAACAGCUCUGUUUCUAUACACA
Molecule: messenger RNA, 4647 nt
Organism: Notolabrus celidotus (New Zealand spotty)
Lineage: Eukaryota; Metazoa; Chordata; Actinopteri; Labriformes; Labridae
Gene: rapgef1b
Product: Rap guanine nucleotide exchange factor (GEF) 1b
Exons: 24
Coding region: 330-3578 (1082 amino acids)
Biological process (GO): positive regulation of GTPase activity; Ras protein signal transduction
Cellular component (GO): plasma membrane
Molecular function (GO): guanyl-nucleotide exchange factor activity
Source: RefSeq, a predicted model, not a curated record